UAGUGCUGUUACCACAUAAAAAUGGUUUUGCUGCUUUUCCAAUGUUGCAUUAAUUUGGAUUUGAAAUAUUUUUAUUGUACAUGCUACCUAUUCAAUGUACAGGGUUUUAAAUUAACAUGGAGAAAAAAACAAGUCCUUGGAUGGUGGUUCGUUUUACAAAAGAAAAUUGUGUGGAAAUGAUACCUAGCAAUUGGUACAUGUCCAAAUCGUCAAAGUGUUAUUGGCCUCCGAAAAAAUCAAAUAAGGAAAUAAAGAACCUUUUAUUGCAAAGACAUUCUCCAUCAAAAGAUUGGGCGUUAUUUGAUGUUGUUCUCUUAGGACAAUAUGCUGAUGUAAGUAAGGCUAGCAAAAAGGCUUCCAAAGCUAGAGAAACCGAUGAAUUAACAACCACAUGUGAUGAAAAUGUUGAGAAUGUAAAAAGAAGAAGGAACAAAAAUAGGAAAUAUAGUUCGUCAUCUAACUCAACUGAUUCUGAGGCAGAGUCAGUGGACGAUAAUGAUUACCCUACUCCACCAAGAUCAACCGAUGCUAGUCUCCAUCAUGAAAAAGAACAAAGUUCACGAGCCUCAUCGAAAGGAUCAACUGUGUCAGCUGUAUCAUUAUCUUCAGAUUUGAGGCAUGAUGUGAAGCAACCCCAAAUUAAAUCUUCAUCAAAUAAGUCUACCCUUAUGUCAAACAAGGAUUCGAAGAAUUCCAGAGACAAGUGUUGCGACAACUGCAUUUGAUUAAUGCAAAACUCAACCAACACUCAGAAAAUUUCAAUGUCAUAUUGCAAGGCGUUAACAAUCCUACAUUACCUGGCAAUGUAGCAGUUGUUCCUAUAUUUGACUUGGGAGAAGUUAAAGAUUUACUUCCAAUUUCAUCCGAGACAAAUUUGAACAAAAUAGAAGAAUUGCUUGCCAACAAGGAUUGUGCCUCUUCAUUUUAUCUAGGGUAUAUCAUUCGUCAGAACAAGAUUUCUAAAUGUCCAAAAAAGGUAGACGCGAUCAACAGUGUUCCACGUCCUCGAAAUGCAGAUGAAGUACGUAGAUUUUUGGGAAUGGUUACAUACUAUUCUCGUUUCAUACCAGAUGCAUCAACCAUGACACAUCCACUUAGACAAUUACUGCGUAAGGACAAACAAUUUUUUUGGUCGUCAUCAUGCGAAUCAGCUUUUAUCAAACUGAAAACCGAAAUAUCAAGUGAACGGGUACUGGUUCCCUUCGAUCCCAAUUUACCAAUUACACUUGCGUGUGAUGCAAGCCCAACAGGCAUUGCGGGAGUAUUAUCAAACAUUAUCGACGGAGUUGAACGACCUGUAGCGUUUAUAUCCAGAUCACUGACACAAGCCGAAACAAAUUAUAGUCAGCUUGAUCGCGAAGCUCUUGCCAUCGUGUUUACAGUGGGCAAAUUCUACAAUUAUAUUUAUGGUCAACCAUUUACCCUAAUCACGGAUAAUCGUCCUUUAACAAGAAUCUUUCAUCAGAAUGCAAAACUGCCAGCGAUGACAUCAGCUCGUUUACUUCGUUAUGCUGCCUUUCUACAACAGUUCAAUUAUGAAGUCCAACAUCGGAAAGCCGAAGAUCACGUCAAUGUUGACUUCUUUUCAAGAGCACCUUCUAAUGAAAAAUCAAUUGGAAUAGAAACAACAUUAGACCAAGAGUUACAGAACUUAAAUGACCAGGUGAUAAAUCAAAUUUCAACUUAUUCUCUCACAAGUACAUCAAUCGCAUUCGAAUCUCAGCAAGAUCCAGAACUGUCAAAAAUAAAGGAAAGCCUUAUACAUGGAAAUCUCAAUAAUCCAGACUACAGUCUUCACGAUGGAGUUAUAUUCAAAGGCCAACGUGUAGUAAUACCAACGAGCCUUCGUGCAGAAGUUUUAAAGGAGUUGCACCAUACACAUGUCGGUAUCGUCAAAAUGAAGCAGUUAGCCCGGAGGUAUUGUUAUUGGCGAAAUAUCGACAAGGAUAUCGAAAAUCUUGUUCGACAAUGCGAAAAUUGCGCCCUCAUCAAAAAAGAUCCUGUAAAAGCUCCAGUACACCACUGGGAUGAGCCCAAGGAAAACUUCGAACGAGUCCACAUCGACUAUGCAGGACCCUUUCAGGGAUUCUAUUUCCUCGUACUCGUUGAUUCAAAAUCCAAAUGGGCAGAAGUCAAAGUAAUAAAAGAAGCACCAACUUCAGAAUCGACAAUAUACCUUUUGCAAGACAUUUUUAGUGUACAUGGAUUGCCAAGAAAUUUGGUAUCAGACAACGCCACAAUUUUCCAUAGUGAUACAUUUCAAACAUUUUGUAGAGAAAUAGGAAUCAUGCAAAAGAUUAUUGCACCAGGGCACCCUGCCACAAAUGGUCUCGCUGAAAGGAAUAUUCAAACCCUUAAGCAGAAACUUACAGCCAUGGCAGACGAAAAGCUCUCGAUGAACCAGAAAGUGCGUGAGAUAUUGUACCGAUAUCGAGGCACACCAUUGAAUUGCGGUAAAACACCAGCUCAACUUUAUCUUGGAAGAGACAUUCGACUUAAGCUAGAUGCACUACGUCCAUCAAAAGAACCUGCCAGUAAACCAGCUGACCUUCCCCGAGUUCGAAACUUCAGCGUGGGAGAGAGAGUCCAAGUUCGUUGGUACACUAACCAGAAGCCUACAUGGAAAUUUGGAGUAGUUCUAAAGAAUGUGCAACCGAAGAAGAAGGUCACAUUCCAGGACAACAUCGAAGACCAACCCAAGCCAAUGGAAUUAGAAGAAAUUAUUAUCAGACCCGACAAUUAUGCUGCAGUUCCAGACCAAGGAAAUGUUCCUGUGAUGGCUCCACCAGCCGAAGCUGUUCCUCAAGCGGCUCCGCCAGCUGUUCAAAUUCGAAGGUCACAAAGACAGCGCCAGGUUCCGAGACAUUUUCAAGAUUACGUUCGAGACUGAUCAUUUUCGAAAUAUUUCAUAUUGUAUUAUUUUUCAUAUUUCAGUAAUCGUUAUGUUUUUAUUUAGCGUGGGAGACUAUAAUGUAUUUAUUCAAUGUUUAUUAUGUCAAUGGAAUUUCUAUAUUUUUCAAUAUCUAUGGUUGUCGCCUCCUGGCGGUAGACAGAAAAAUGACAAGCAUGUAAUGGUACCACGCGAGUAUUCUUUACUUCAUUUAUGGAAUAAAUAGGUCAAUAAAGUGGGAAGUGUGUUUUCAGUGCUCAUUAACAUUUACCAGACCUUCUAAUCACAAAAACAUAAUAUGGCGUUACUCAGGAAAUUUAUCAAAAUAUUU
This is a messenger RNA of Photinus pyralis (common eastern firefly), 3221 nucleotides long. RefSeq lists its product as uncharacterized. Gene Ontology annotation, biological process: DNA integration. Lineage: Eukaryota; Metazoa; Arthropoda; Insecta; Coleoptera; Lampyridae. The transcript has 5 exons. The coding region runs from base 1040 to 2890 and encodes 616 amino acids. Gene Ontology annotation, molecular function: nucleic acid binding. The record is from RefSeq and is a predicted model, not a curated record.